Molecule: messenger RNA, 2530 nt
Organism: Melanotaenia boesemani (Boeseman's rainbowfish)
Lineage: Eukaryota; Metazoa; Chordata; Actinopteri; Atheriniformes; Melanotaeniidae
Gene: rundc3ab
Product: RUN domain containing 3Ab
Exons: 11
Coding region: 204-1499 (431 amino acids)
Cellular component (GO): cytosol
Source: RefSeq, a predicted model, not a curated record
GCUUUUCACUCCUAUGAAUACAGGGGUGAUAAAAAAAAAUAGAUCCAUGCGCCGCUGUAUCUGUAUAUCAAACCGCUUCCUCUUCCGUUUACAAGCAGCUGUGAUGCGGCCACGCAGCAUCCUCUCUGUCAUCCAGAAGUGAAGGUGGAGGACCGGUAUUCGACUGGGAGGGGUCCUUUCAUUUCAGGGCUGCCUCCUGCUGGAUGGAGCCUGGCUAUGUGCAGACAACGAUGGCUAUGGGAGAUGUCUCGAAAAAAGCUUCGACUCGGAACGUAGCGGUGGAGAGAAAAAACCUCCUCACUGUCUGCAGGUUUUCAGUUAAGACCCUCUUAGAGAAAUACACAGCCGAGCCCAUUGAUGACUCAUCGGAAGAGUUCAUAAAUUUUGCAGCCAUCCUUGAACACAUCCUAAGUCACCGUUUUAAAGGUUCUGGUAGCUGGUUUGAUGGUCAGAGAAGUUAUUGGGAUUAUGUCCGCCUGGCCUGUGCUAAAGUUCCCAACAGCUGUAUCAGCAGCAUCGAGAGCAUGGAAAAUAUCAGCACCUCGCGGGCGAAGGGCCGGGCCUGGAUGAGAGUAGCCCUGAUGGAAAAGAGGCUGUCUGAGUAUAUCACCACUGCUCUGAGAGAUAGCAGGACAACCAGGAGGUUCUAUGCAGAAGGAGCCAUCAUGUUGAGAGAAGAGGCCACAGUACUAACAGGGUUGCUCAUAGGCCUAGGAGCCAUUGAUUUUAGUUUCUGUCUGAAAGGAGAAGCCUUGGAUGGGAAGUCUUCAGCAGUGAUUGACUACACUCCAUACUUGAAAUUCACACAAAGCUAUGAUUACCUGAGUGAUGAUGACGAUCGCCACAGCAUUGACAGCAGCACAAGUGACGACAGUGUUCCUGAUCACCCUUACAUCCCUCUGGUCACCGAUGAGGAGAGCUGGAGCACAAAGUGCCGAAAGAUGGAGCAGAGGUUCAAGAUAGUCAAUGCUCAGAAGGGUUACCUGGAGGAGCUUGUGCGUCUUCGUGAGUCUCAGCUGAAGAACACAGAGACAGAGAACAAGAGGUUGAAGGCCCGACUGGAGGAGCUACAGAGCCAGAGUCAACGGGAGAAAAACGAGCUGGAGGCUGUCAUCCUGGAGCUUCAGGAACAACUGACAAGCUUGAUUCCAUGUGACUCCAACCACUUGGCUAAAAACCUCACAAUCCCUCUCAUCAACCAGUGGCCAAACCUGGAGCCAUACAACAACCAAGAAGACAUGAAGCUGUUCCGCAGGAGGAGUUUUCCAAGCACAGAGCUGCUGUCAGUAGAGGUCAGCCUGGAUUCAGACUCCCAGAGGAUUGAGGGGAAACAGAACGGUGGAGCAUGGUGCACAGAAAAGGACUACACCCCCUCCAUGAUGGGCCUGUGUGGGUCCUUGGCUUCCCUACCGAGCUGCAAAUCUCUGGCUAGUCUCAAAUCUAGUGAGUGCCUGGUCAACAUCAGUACAGAAAACAGUCCUGCCCUCUCUCCCAGCUAGGGGGCGCCAAAGAAACACUGCCAACAGACACAGAGACAAUUCAACAUCAAAACAAUAAGACUGCUCUUAAUAGACGGACACAUGCUCUCUUUCAUGGCCCUUUUCGUCAGUCCCUUUACCUUUCUUCUCUGAGCCUGGCACUGUCUCAACUUACACGCUUGUGAAAGAGCAGCCUCCUUUUCUGGGACUGUCCCCACAAAGAUGAAGGAGUAGCUGCUGUACUGCCACAAGGCCUCCUUUAGUGCACAGUCUUUCUCCUGGAAUGCAAACAGCUGAUUUAGGCUUGACUUCUUGUAUGUCACAAUGCUUCAUUUUGUGCAGUUACAGUCAUAUACUGUUCACAGUCAUUACUGUAAGGUGACUGUAUGUCCUUGUCUGUGUUGUCUGUGUCUUAUCAUUCUGUCAGUGUAUCGUAUUCUGCCUGUUACAUAACACUGGUAGGAUGGAUGAACUGUUAUAACUUUAUUGGAAACAGAAGCAAUGGUUUUACAAUGAUAUAGGACACUAUUAUAAGAAGAAAAAGUGAGAUCAGGCUUGUUUGUGAUGAAGAAAAUGGACUAGGGAGAAGAUUAUUAAAGAUUGAACAGAAACAGCUUUAUUAUAUUAGAAUGAAUGACAGCUUAGGCCUUAUUCAGUCAUACAGCAGAGUAGAUUCUCAUUUUCAGGAUGCAACACAGAGAAUUUGUGAGGCUGCCAAGGUUUAGAGAGUCACUACAAUUUAAACAUAAAUAAUAUCCAUUUCAUAUAACUUCACAGUGCAUUGUGACUAUGCAGAAUGAAUGUUUUCAUUGUCUUUUUUUACAUGCCUGGCUUGAUAGAAAGGUUUGAGCAGGAGAGAAAUAGUGAAUGUGCAACAUGCGUAUGUGUGUCAAAUUAUUUUUUUCUGUGGGCGUUUGUCUUGAAUUAUCUUACUAGUUUCACAGCGUUCUUACUUGUACGAUCAUAUCAAUUGCAAUCUAAUGCAGUGUUGUUGGGAGAUGGAAAACGUGUGAUUUAAAAUUGCAAUAAAACUGCCUUUUUUAAAUAUCAAA